AUAAUAUUCAUCCUAUCCCACACGCCGCACUCACCUAUAUUCACUCUUUUGCUUCCUUGAAGGCUGAAGGGUAUCAUCUCAUCUCAUCUCAUCUCAUCAAAAUGGGUUUAACUUUCAAGUAUCAACUCUUCUUCUUCUUCUGUCUACUCUCCUUGCUCUUUCCAUCCUCUUUUUCUUCAUCCUUCUCUUCAAACUCACCAUGCUCUGCUCUACUCCAUUUUAGUAACUCCCUUUCUCUUGACAGAUCCGCUUCUCCUUCUCUUGAUACAACCGAUUCAUAUUAUGGAUCUUUUAGACCAAAUACUCAAAUGUGUUAUAAUUCGUAUCCAAAGACAGCCUCUUGGAAGGAGGAUAAGGACUGCUGUAGUUGGGAUGGUGUCGAGUGUGACAAUGCGACACGCCAUGUUAUUGGUCUUGACCUUAGUUGCAGUUGGCUUAAUGGCUCCAUUCAUUCCAACAGUUCCCUCUUCCUUCUUCGCCAUCUCAGGUCCUUGAAUCUUGCUGGUAAUUUCUUCAAUCACUCCCUAAUUCCAUCUGAGUUUGGCAACUUUAAGACCUUGACUCAUCUUAACCUCUCUCAUUCCGGUUUUUCUGGCAAAAUCCCAUAUGAAAUCUCCCAGUUGUCUUCCCUUGUUUCACUCGAUCUUUCUUACAAUUAUCCAUUAAUCAUCGAAACACCGGUCUGGAAAAGAGUCGUUGAUAACCUAACUCUGUUAAGGGAACUUCUUCUGGAUUGGACAUAUAUGUCCUCAAUUAGACCUAUUUCUUUGAUGAAUCUAUCCUCCUCUUUGACAACUCUUAGUCUCCAUGAGUGUGACUUGCGGGGAAAACUCGAAAAUAACAUCCUCUGCCUUCAGAGUAUACAAACCCUUGAUCUAGGGCUUAAUUUCAAUCUUGAGGGUUCUCUUCCAAACUCUAAUUGCAAUAGCAGUAGUUCCCUAACGUUCUUAUAUCUCCCUUACACAAGUUUUUCAGGAGAAUUACCUGAUUUUAUCGGCAGUCUAAAAUCCUUGAAGCAUUUGAAUCUCAAUAGUUGCAAUUUUACUGGGUCCAUGCCAACAUCGAUUGGAAGCCUUACACAAAUUACUUACUUGGAUUUGUCGAGCAACAAUUUUACUGGGCCAAUUCCAACAUCAAUUGGAAACCUCACUCAAAUUACUUAUUUGAAUCUGAGAUUUAAUAGUUUCACCGGUUUGCUGCCAUUGUCACUAUUGAACUUGCCCAAUCUCUCAACUUUAUACCUUGACAACAAUCAACUUGUUGGUCCCCUUCCUAGUCAUGUAAGUGGUUUGAAUCUAAUUAACCUCUUUUUAAGUUCAAAUUCCCUAAAUGGAACACUGCCAUCUUGGUUGUUCAGUUUGCCAUCUUUGGAGGUGUUAAGCCUUAAUGAUAAUGAAUUUAUUGGUGAGAUUGGUGAAUUCAAGUCCGAUUCAUUAAGGUAUCUUGGUUUGGGUUAUAAUAAGCUACAUGGCUCUAUACCUAGGUCAAUAUCUAGACUUGUAAACCUUACUAGUCUAUAUCUCUCAUCAAAUAAAUUGAGUAUUAUGUUGGAGUUUGAAAUGUUUUCAAAGCUCAAAAAUCUCCAAUAUCUUGAUUUAUCACAUAACUUACUCAGCAUCAACAAUGUAACUUUUACCUUGCCCAAUCUUCUGGAGUUGAACUUGUCUUCUUCCAACAUUAGUGAAUUCCCAAUUUUCUUAAGAACAACAACAAAUUUAGAAUCCUUAGACCUUUCCAAUAACAUAAUUUAUGGUCAAGUUCCAAGAUGGUUGGGGGAUGUGGGGAGAAAUUCAUUAUAUCAUGUUGAUCUUCGGGCCAACUUGCUUCAAGGACCAUUUCCCACAUUUAAUUUUCAUAACCUUCGAUAUUUCUUUGUCUCCAAUAACAGUUUAAUUGGAGAAAUCCCCCUUUUAAUUUGUAAUGCAAGCUCCCUUGAAGUUCUAGAUUUGUCUCAUAACAACUUAAGUGGCGUGAUUCCGAAGUGUUUGGCACAUUUUAGUGUCCUCUCAGUGUUGGAUUUGCGAAUGAAUAACCUUUGUGGUACCAUCCCAGCCACAUUUGCUAAGGGAAAUAAUUUCAGGAAUAUUAACUUUAAUGGCAAUCAGUUAGAAGGGCAAUUGCCACGAUCUUUAGCAAAUUGUAGGAACUUGGAAAUUCUUGAUCUUGGAAACAAUAAGAUAAAUGGAACCUUCCCUUAUUGGUUGGAAAGUCUUCCCAAUUUGCGGGUUCUUGUCUUAAGAUCAAAUAGAUUUGAAGGUUGUAUAGGUAAUCCUAAAACCAAACUUCCUUUCCCAAAUUUGCGAAUCAUAGACAUUUCCAACAAUCAGUUUAAUGGUUCUUUGCCAAUAAAAUAUUUCAAAUAUUUGAAAGCCAUGACGAAUGUGGAUGAAAGUGAAGUUAGAUCGAACUAUACAAGAGACUAUUAUUAUCAGGAAUCUUUGAUUGUGAUGAUAAAAGGGUCGUAUAGGGAGUUGCUGAGAAUCCAAACUGUUGUCUUCACAACUAUUGAUUUUUCAAACAAUAGAUUCAUAGGGGAGAUGCCGAAGACACUUGGAAGGCUUAAAUCACUCAAGGGGCUCAACUUUUCUCACAAUAACCUUAUAGGUUAUAUUCCUUCAUCGUUUGGAAAUUUGACCAAUCUUGAAUGGUUAGAUCUCUCUUUCAACAAACUCAGAGGCGAGAUUCCCAAGCAAUUGGCAGAGCUACCGUGGCUUGAAGUUUUAAAUCUAUCAUAUAACCAACUUACAGGAUGCAUACCUUUAGGAAAGCAGUUCAACACAUUCAAUAAUGAUUCGUACAUCAAAAACUUGGGAUUACGUGGAUUUCCAUUGUCAAGAACAUGCAACAAUGAGACAAAGCAACCACCACCAUCGACCUUACUAAAAGAAGACAAUUUAGAGCUUGAAAAUGGGUUUGGUUGGCAAGCUGUAUCGAUAGGUUAUGGAUGUGGAGUGAUAUUUGGAAUAUUGAUGGGGUAUCUUAUGUUUAAAAUUGGAAAACCAAAGUGGAUUGUGAGAAUGGUGAUAUUAGAGCAACAUAUCAUGCUCAGAAUGCUGAAGAAUAAUGCCUACAGACGUGGUGGAAGAAAAUAACUGGUCAAAACAAUUUGUAGGUAGUUUUGCUAGAUUUUUUUUCAAGAAGAUUUCAAAGUCAUGUUGUACAAUGUUGUAAUUCGUGGAAAUGACUUCGAUUUCAUAAAAUGGUUGGGAGUCCAUGUAGAAUGCAUAUGUUGCGGCUUUUUUCAUUUCCAAAUCAUGGAAUUUUUUUAACUCUGGAGGAAAUUAGGGACAUACUGGAAUCCAACUCCAAUGGCAAAAAAGAAACAUACUCCGAAUCUGAUUCAGACAGCGAAGCCCAGUGGAAAAAAACGAAGCUCUCCUCCAACUUUUUCCAUGCAUCAGAAUUUGGAUGAAGCUUCUCAUUCACUCUCUUCUUCAUUUUUCAAACAAUGGAAACAACACAUAAUGGUGAUUAGGAGAAUAUCACCCUUCUUUCAUGGUCCCCAAUGACACAGGACACCAUUCUUUGCCAAGAGUUCAUGCUUUUUUUUAGCAUCAAAUGCCCAGUAACAUGCAAGGUUGAUGCCUCUGAUGUUUCAAAACAUAUCAAUAACCUUUGUGCUCUUGAAUAGUUCAAGACCUCUGUGUAGACAGAAAUCAGCUUGGGAGUAAAUCAAGACCAAAUGUUCUGAAAUGAAGUUGUGGAAAUUAAUCCAACAUUCAUAUUGUAUUCCUAGCAUUCCAUUAGUUGCUGACUUGCUUUGAGAAAUAGACUUUCCACUCGAGACAAUUUGUUAAAAUGGGGUUAUCAAGGUGACAUGUUGUGUCUUCUGCAAGACCUGUCUUGAUAGCACGACCUGUCUUGAUAACACUUGUUCUUUGCUUUGAGUAUCAUUUUCCAAAGAGGUUAUGGGAGCAAGUCAUGAUGUCUAAUUAAAUCCAAGGUUCAACUCUUAGAGACCAAAAUGCUUAAGAUCAAUCGAGGCAGGCCGAAUCAUAUAAUGCUAAACGUGCUAAAAUCUGGGAAGGUCCUGUUAAUCUAAAGAGUGCCUAGUUUCAAGUUUCAACUUCAACACUUGCAGGGACAUGUUAAAUUAUAAGGCAGCAAAAUGCGGAGCUGCCAUUACAACAGACUAUACUUAUGUCAAAGUCAUCAAGAUGUUACUCUGCUACUGCUAAUAGGGAAAAGAACCGGGCAUAAUAAGUAUCGUCAUAAGACUACUUAAGCAGCUUGUUGCUUCAAAUUUGGGAGUGGUUGCCAAAGGAAGAUGAUUUGCAGUUGAAAUAAUUGGGAUUACUAUGAGUUUGAUCAUAAGUCUACUCAAGUUGCAAAAUCAAUUAGUUUUGAAUGUUGCAUGUUCUAAACAGUUGAAAGUAUUAUUCUAGUUUAUGUUUUGUAUGUAUUGGAAAGCACAUGACACAUCCAAUUAUUGAUUAUAAAUGGACUAUAAGCAAGUAUAUGUUUAAUACAAUGGACUAUAUAGUUUGUGUUCA
This is a messenger RNA of Quercus robur (English oak), 4493 nucleotides long. RefSeq names its product receptor-like protein 33. Lineage: Eukaryota; Viridiplantae; Streptophyta; Magnoliopsida; Fagales; Fagaceae. Bases 102 to 3092 code for a protein of 996 amino acids. Gene Ontology annotation, molecular function: protein binding. The transcript has 8 exons. The record is from RefSeq and is a predicted model, not a curated record.